AUGGCAGGUCCCGGUCGUGACACGUCUACCAUUUGUUUGUUCGAUGUCGAUGGAACUCUCACCCCGUCUCGUCAGUCCAUCAAGCCACAUGUUGAUGACUUCCUGCACAAGCUUGCCGAGAAAGUGUUGGUUGGUCUCGUUGGAGGAUCGGACUUUGUCAAAAUUGCUGAACAGAUGGAUGGGCACGAGGAUAUUCGGAAACGAUUUGACUAUGUGUUUGCUGAAAAUGGGCUUGUCGCAUUCCGAGGGACCACUCAGAUUGGGCAGCAGAACUUGAAGAAAUUUGUUGGUGAGGAAAUCUUGCAGAAACUCAUAAAUUUUGCUCUACGCUACAUGUCGAAACUUGUGUUACCCUGCAAAAGGGGUACAUUCAUUGAGUUCCGCAGUUCCAUGAUCAAUAUUUGUCCUGUUGGUCGCAGCUGUACGCAGGAGGAGAGGGAUGAGUUUGUCAAGUUUGAUGAGGAGCACAGGGUACGAGACAAGUUUGUUGAGGCCCUGAGAGCAGCAUUCCCUGAUGCAGGUCUGACAUUUUCCAUCGGUGGACAGAUCAGUAUAGAUGUCUUCCCCGAAGGCUGGGACAAGCGCUACUGUCUACAGUACCUGGAGCAAGAUGGUGUCAAGACAAUUCAUUUCUUUGGAGACAAAGUGGAAAAGGGUGGCAAUGACCAUGAAAUCUUUGAAGACCCCAGAACUGUUGGACACAAAGUGAGCAACCCUGAUGAUACAGUCCAGCAGCUGAAAGAGCUGUUUUUUUCCUAA
Molecule: messenger RNA, 759 nt
Organism: Candidula unifasciata
Lineage: Eukaryota; Metazoa; Mollusca; Gastropoda; Stylommatophora; Geomitridae
Source: the annotation of a GenBank genome assembly